CGGUUCUUGGCAGUGAGCGGUGAGCAGCGCCAGCACGCGUCCGUCCAUAUACAUACAUAUACAUAUUGUACAUACAAAUAUAUGUAUAUUGAGACUCACUCUAUCAGUAGCGUGAUCUUAUCAAACAACGGUUUCUUUUACGAAUUAAUGUAAACGAAAUUUUAAUACACACACACAUGUGCAUACAUAUACAUACCGGCAUACGGUAAAUUCAUAUACGAUUAGAUUUCGAAGCGGUCUAUCGUCGCCCAUUGAUAAGCGCGCGUUUUUCGCCGCCGUCAAACUGAAGCCUGUGAGUACAUUUCGGACGUACAUACAUACAUACAUACACACGCCCUUACAUAUGUAGGUAUGUACAUAUGUGCAAUAUACAAAUUUGUUUGAUGCAGUAAACACUCUUUACAAUUAAAUAGAAUGGAGAAAACAAUUGAGUUGUGGCGAUUGUAAGUCGUCAUAGCGUAGUGCUCGGCGCCCCAGUACAAUUUCGGCGCUGAAACGAUACGGAUACGAUUAACGGAAGUGCAGUGAAAUUUUUUUUAUACGACUAGUUAUUCGUUUUACCCAUUUGUCAUACAAAAUUAAGCGCUAAAUCAGCAAAUGUGAAGUGAUUUAUUAUAAUUUAUAGUGCCUUCUUACUUAGUUAGUGAAAAAAAGAAAACGAAAUUGAAAAUGCCAGUAAAAGUGCAAACACCCACCAAAAGCCAGAUCGACGAGCUGCGAAAUUUAUUCAACGAAAAAUACGAGCAAAGUCCACCCGCAGUACCCUUCCAUCACAUCGAUCUCGACCGUAUACGCAAUGGAGAUAUGUGGCUAACACGUUUCCUCGAAAUGUACGAUUUGGACAUGCAGAUAUCAAUGGUUAAGCUUUGGGACACUUGUAUAUGGCGACAAGAGUAUGGCACAAAUGAACUAAACGAAAAUAAUUUGGUUAAGGAAUAUUUACACGACGGAGUUGUAUUUGCACGUAACAAAGACUUGGAUGGCAAGACAUUGCUCAUAUUCCGAACCAAGCUACACGUGAAGGGCACCAAGAAUAUGGACGAAGUAAUUCGCGUGGUAGUUUAUUGGAUCGAGCGAAUCCAACGCGAAACAGAUAUGGAUAAAAUGACGAUUUUCUUCGAUAUGGCCGGCACCGGCGUGUCCAGCAUGGAUAUGGACUUUGUAAAACGCAUCAUCGAGACUUUCAAAAUGUAUUAUCCGAAUGCACUGAAUUACAUAUUGAUUUUCGAAAUGGCAUGGGUGCUGAAUGCGGCUUUCAAAAUCAUAAAGGGUUUUCUGCCUGCCAAAGCGCUGGAAAUACUCAAAAUGAUAUCGAAGAAGGACAUAAAUCAGUAUAUCGACAAAGCCAAUUGCCUUGCCAGUUGGGGUGGCAAUGACCUGUACGAAUUCAAAUUUGUGCCAGAAAAGUUGAGCAGACCUACUACACUGACUGUGAUAACUAAUGGAGCGCCGCCAAGCGAGCCAAUUAGCCCUGAUUCGCCGAAUGAUAAGAAGGUACACUUUGCCAACAACAACCGGAUGUACGCGGGAGCUGAAAUGCCGGAAUGUGAGCGAGGCUAUCAAACCUUGGACCCAAUGAGCACAAUGCUUAGAAUUUCACCAAACGAUAAUAUAUACUUCAAUCGGGGCGAAAAUAGCGAGAGCAUAAUAGAACUCACAUGCAUCGGAAAACAGGCUAUAACUUAUAAGAUUCAAACAACUUCGCCAGAAAAAUUUCGAGUGCGUCCACGCUGUGGCUAUUUAGCACCGUCUGAGACAGUUUCGGUGAACAUUAUGUUGAAGCAGGACUAUCAUUUGGGUGAGUCGCCGAAGGAUAAAUUUCUCGUGAUGUGUAUGCCAGCACCUGUGGGUAUAGAGCCAUCACAGCAAAGUAUGAGUGAAGCUUGGAAAAUGAAACCUCAAAAUGGCAAUGAUGUGGAGCAACAUCGCUUAACCUGCAACUACAGAAGCAGUGCAAGUGCAGCAAGUACACCCGGUACUUGCGCCUGUGGAAAAACUACAAUGUUCAACGGUGGUCCGGAUGAGGGUUUUGCAUCCACGAAGAGUACCAACACUUCGGAUCUGUCAACACAAGCUAAACUCCUGGAAAGCCAAUUGAGAUUUACACAAAUUCUACAAUGUAUUACGCUCGUAUUUUUACUGGGACUCUGUGUCGCGGUCGUUUAUCUACUAAAGACGCAACUAAAUCACCUGCCCGGCUGCAUCGGUGAUGAGGAAUGCAGUGCUUCGGCCAAUUGUCAAAGCCGAAAUCUAUAAUAUUUACUUUCAAAAUGCAAUUUGACCAAGCAGCACCUACCGGUACCCACUGCUGCGGAGAAACUUCGUAGACGAGGUCAUGGUAGUAGUAGUGGUGAGCUGACAACUGCUUGCGACUGCAAUGUAGCAGCUGAUGGCGACAUUGACUGCGGUGAUUUUGUCAUCGAUGGCGAUGCCAUGGAUUACGACGAAGCUGUUUUUGAUAAGGGCGGUGUGGCUGGUGGUGGCUACCUGCUUGGUCUAAUCGCAUUUGCACGUAAAUUCGCGCGUAUCAUAAUUACAAUUUCGAUGCUCUUCUGUAUUAUAUUCAUCUCGUUCUAUUGCUGCUCCGAAUCGAGGACAACAAUUACCGCUUUAGCGCCACCAAUGACACCUCCAGCAACAACAAUUGAGGUACAUAUGAGGACACAAGCGCAAGCACACAGAAGUUGGCCAACAAAUUGAUGUAAUCAUGAACAAGUUCACAAAUUUUUUGAAUAUAUAUUUCUAUAUAAUGCACUAACUUAAAUAAUUAACGCGGCAAUAUAAAUAUGGCUAUGCAAGUGUAGUAUUAUACGUGAAAAGAUUUAUAAAUGCCGCCGAAAUGUGUGCUAAACUGACAUGCGUAUAUAAAUAUUAUAUAUGUAUGUAUUUAGUGUUGUGCCACAAACAUAAAAGUCAUCGAGAGGUAGGUUUUUUGCAUUUUAAUAUAAAGUGGAGCGAAAUCAUGCACAAAUAUUGUAAAUUAAAUAAUAUUAAAAUUUGUAAAAUUCUUUAGAAUAUUUUAUGUCCCCAGACAAUAGACUAAUGAUGUUUCAAUUUAAUUAAUUAGUUUCAUGUUUAAGGUAUACCAACAUGCGUUCUCACUUCCAAACAACGCAUAGGAUUGCUAUUUUAAAUCUAUUAACAGACAAUUCAACAUACAGACAGCCAAUUUUAUAUACACACGUUCAUAUAUAUAAUAUAUACACAUAUUAACUGCUGGAAUUACUCAUAUUAUUGACUAUUUAAUAACUAUUAAAAACAUUGUACAUACAAAAUGCCAAGAUAUACAAAAUUUUAUAAAUACAUACGAACAUACGUAUGUAUGUACAUAUAAAUGAACAUUUUGCAUAAAAACGAACUUGUCACACCACUUUGUUUUAUAACAUAUGUACAUAUAUGUUAAUUAGGGGGUUCAGGAGCGAAAUAUUGCAGCUGCGAAAAUAAACAACAGCAUUGAAGAAGCCAAAUAAUAGGUAAUAAAAAAUUUUAGGUUAAUAUAAAAACAAACUUCAAAUAUUUCAAUUUUUUUUUAUUCAUGCUUUAUUAAGAACCCCAAAUGAACUAUAUAUGAGAUGUACGUGUAGUACAAAAAGUGUAUAUUGUUCUUCGAAAUAAAUUAUGUUCAAUUACAUAAUUGUAAGAGAAUCAAUCAAUUUAUAUACCAAUUUAUAAACAAUAAUAUAGAGAGUCGCACACUAGUUCGUAAGUGUGUGUGCACUCUAGUCAAUAACUAAUUAAUUAACGUUCUAUUUUAUUAACAGUCAACAGACGGAAUAUUAAUAAUUAUAUAAAAAUAUACAAGAAACAAAUUACUUAUAAA
This is a messenger RNA of Bactrocera oleae (olive fruit fly), 3820 nucleotides long. RefSeq names its product motile sperm domain-containing protein 2. The record is from RefSeq and is a predicted model, not a curated record. Gene Ontology annotation, cellular component: endoplasmic reticulum-endosome membrane contact site; endomembrane system. NCBI's taxonomy places the organism in Eukaryota, Metazoa, Arthropoda, Insecta, Diptera, Tephritidae.